CAUUCCGGAUAUUGUAAUGUCAUUCUUAAACCCAUGUGAUCAGCCUCUUUCUCGUGAUUGUGAAACAUCGGGCUUUAUCUUUAAACGGCAGACCGGCUAUCCCUGAACCACAGUCAAGAUGGUCAAGGAAGAUAAAGCAACAUGGAAGUCCAACUACUUCCUGAAGAUCGCUCAAAUGUUGGAUGAAUAUCCAAAAUGCUUCAUCGUUAACGCAGACAAUGUGGGAUCCAAACAGAUGCAACAGAUUCGUCAGGCCCUCCGAGGCAAAGGAGUUAUCCUCAUGGGCAAGAACACCAUGAUGAGGAAAGCUAUCAGAGGUCAAUUGGAGAAGAACCCAGACUUGGAAAGACUUCUUGGUUACAUCCGAUUUAAUGUCGGCAUGGUCUUCCUCAAGGGAGAUUUGGUGGAAGUGCGCGACCUCCUGUUGGCCAACAAGGUACAAGCACCAGCCCGUGCCGGAGCUUUGGCUCCACUUGAUGUCAACGUGCCAGCUCAGGCUACAGCCCUCGGUCCAGAGAAGACAUCUUUCUUCCAGGCUCUGCAGAUCCCAACCAAGAUUACCAAGGGGUGCAUUGAAAUCCUCAAUGAAGUGAACUUGAUCAAGGUCGGUGGUCGUGUCGGACAAUCCGAGUCAACACUAUUGAACAUGUUGAACAUCUCGCCCUUCUCCUAUGGUCUCCAAAUCGAGCAGGUGUACGACUCCGGAACCAUCUUCAGUCCCAGCAUCCUAGAUAUCACCGACGAUGACCUACGUGCCAAGUUUAUGAUGGGUGUAAGGAACAUUGCUGCAUUGUCACUGGCAAUUGGCUACCCCACCGCAGCCUCUGCACCUCACAGCAUAGUAAAUGGAUUCAAGCGUCUGUUGGCCAUCUCCGUGGAGACAGAUUACACUUUCCCAGAGGCUGAGAGGACCAAGGAGUACCUUGCCGACCCCUCCAAAUUCGCUUCCGCUGCCCCUGUAGCAGCUGCUGCUGCACCUGCGGCCGAUAAAAAAGCAGAGGCUAAAAAGGUGGAGUCUGAAGACGAAUCUGAUGACGACAUGGGAUUUGGUCUCUUUGACUAAAUCUUCCACGCCAGUGCUAUGAACUAUUGGAAAGUGCUGAAUACAAAAAAUUACCAUCUUUGACGAAAUUGAAUUAUCUGUUUUGGAUUCUCACAUCUAUCUUGAGUUAAGUACUGUUGAGAUCAUGCUGAGAAAAAAAGGGGAAAUAUCCACGCCAACGCAUCAUGCAAAAUGGCGAAAGGAUUUCACCAUUUAACUUAAUAAAAGAUUCAGCAAUUGAA
Mizuhopecten yessoensis (Yesso scallop) is the source of this 1284-nucleotide messenger RNA. Its product is annotated as 60S acidic ribosomal protein P0-like. Gene Ontology annotation, biological process: ribosome biogenesis; cytoplasmic translation; ribosomal large subunit assembly. NCBI's taxonomy places the organism in Eukaryota, Metazoa, Mollusca, Bivalvia, Pectinida, Pectinidae. Gene Ontology annotation, cellular component: cytosolic large ribosomal subunit. The coding region runs from base 119 to 1063 and encodes 314 amino acids. The transcript is spliced from 9 exons. Gene Ontology annotation, molecular function: structural constituent of ribosome; large ribosomal subunit rRNA binding. The record is from RefSeq and is a predicted model, not a curated record.